CCAUGAACAAUGCUGCUCGUGUUUUCCCAGCGCUGCUCCAGGCCCCUGUGCACACCGCUCCGCGUCCAAACAGCGCUGUUUACCCCGAACCUGCACAUUCUCCUCAGCCAGACCAGGCGUAAAAACAUGACGAGAAGCUCUAUUUUUACAACUGAGAACAAUAAUGCUCAUAGGGUUAGUGCAGAUGAAUAUAUUUCACUCUUUAUCCAGGCUGUAGCCGUCGUUAAUGGAGGGCGGCUCGAGUUUGGCGCCAAGGCCGUAUCAAAUCCCGCGUUAGCAUUAGCAUAUGAUUUAGCAUGCUGCCUGAAGUGCACUAAUCAUUGUUGGUUUGCGUUAUAAGUUCACAUGUGCGACAUUAUUAUGGUUUUUAAAUUAAAAUUCUAAUUUUGUGGACUAUAAAGUAUGUUUGUUAUGUCUGAAUAUCCCGCAUACAUGACGAGGAUUUGAUACUGACCUGGCAACCCGGUUCAAGAUGGCGCCUCGCUCUGUCACGCUUUUUUUACACACAAGUUAUUCAUUAAUAAUGAUUAAAAAUCACGAACUAAACUCGCAUCUAACUUAGUAAACAUCAACAGAUUAAGAUGAAGUUGGAUUCUUGUGUUGAAAUCUGAUCUUUAUUUUACUUUAACGCUAUUUAGUUUAACAUCAAGUAAAAAAAAAAACCCAUAAAAACAGCUUCAGAACUGUUUCCCAAACUUGUGCGCGGCAUAAAAUGGCUGCUGUAAUGUUUUAAUUUAUUUAUUUACACCAAAGAAGCAGCUCUAAACUAAAGUAAGUCAUUUGUAAAGAAUUUCAGACUCAGGAAGGCGUGUGAAGCCCCGCCCCUUUCCUGGAUCGGGGGCGUGGUUAUGGCUCCCACUUCCGGUGUCCAAGGAUUUCCCUUCUGGGAAAAAAAAAAUAUAUAUCCUGUAGUUAGAGACGGCAGAAGUACACAAUUCCUUCCUCAAGUAAAAUUCUAAGUCCUGCUCUACAAAAAAGCUUCAUAUUACAAAAUUACAAGAUUGCAAACUUUCUAAAUUAACUUAAAUUUGUCCAAAUAUCACGAGUCAUUUAUGAGUCAUUGUGUGUAAACAAAAUAUUAAAAAAAAAAAUUCCUGACAUAAUCAAUGUUUGAAAACGUUUGUAAAUUUCUUUGUGUGCAUGUUGAUAAAUGCCAAUCAGCUGUAAAAUAGUAACAAAGCAGGGUGUAUUCACAUUUAGCCACGCCCACAAAACUCCAUAAAAGGCAAAGAGAGCUCAAAAUGACAAAGUGACGACUAAACGAAAAAGAGUGCUUCCUUAUAUGGAAAUUUACACUUUUACAAUGUACUAUAUGAACUUUUUUUUUUACAACUACAUGAAUUUCCACAACCCAAUAUUUCCUCCGAACAAUUUAUGAAAAAAUUUGUUCAUAUGUGAUAAAUUUGGCCUGUGGUUUUGUUUGCAUUCAUAUACUCAACCCUAUAAAAACAUUCAGAGCUGUAAAAAGGUCCAUUUCUUAAGCCGUGUUUCUGGAAUGUUCUAGUAAGCGCCGUUAUUUACACGUCUUAUGUUAAAAACGAUGAUUUUUAUGUUUAGCUCCACCCCCUCGUUUGAUUGGCAGGUCACUUUGUCGCAAGUAAUAAGAUCUGUUUGAAAUUCCCGUUUUCAACCACAGCAUUCUCAAGCGUGCAGGUUCUUCUUUACUAUUGACUCGACCUCUUUGAUUUGUAAAUUUCCAUUCAUCGUCACAACAGCGUUUUCUUUUUGUGUCGAGCAGAGGCUCUGACGAGCACCAUGACCCAAAAAAAAAAAAAAAAAAAACCCACAAAAGAACUAGUGGUGCCUUCAAGAAAACAAGAAGUUGUACCGUCUUUUUAUGGCUUUGUUUUUGAGCUCCUGUGGUUACAGCUACACAGCUAUAUGAGUUACAGUACAUAAUUUGGUGAUAUGAGUUUAUACUUAUAUUCCAUGUUUAAUUAUUUAAAAAAAAAAAAAUCAAAAUAAAUUAGGUUUUUUGUAGUUGUAGUAAUCAAAAAUCAAACCCUGUAAUAGACAAAAUAGUCUAGUUUAAUUCCAAAAAAACCCUCCACAAGUAAUAGCUGAUUAUUUUGUGCUGAUUAAAUGUGGCUUGUGAUUACGAACGGCAAAUAUUGUGGCAUUUAUGUUUAUAAUUUUUUUCAGAAAUUAUUGUAGAACAAAACUGUGAUGGCAAAAAAAAAAUUAUUGUUAACAUCUAGUUACUCUACGGACUAAAGCUAAUUUAACGAUUAUUCUCUGUUACUAUCAUCAAAUAAAAAAUUAGUUUUAGAUACUGUUUGUUUUUGUACGAUACGUAUCCCAGAAACGUAUUCGUCAGCUGCGUUUGCGUUGGAGCUACUGGCAGGAGAAAGAGCGACAGUGUACUUCCAGCGUCCUUGUUUUUUCUUUGUCCAGCGACGUCACUGAACUCUGUUUACGUUUCUCGGGUUUUAUUAGUAGCCAUGUUCUUAAUGACAUUAAGUGCAUUAGCUAGCUAAAUUAGCUAGCUUGGUUUGAAAUAAGAGAGGGUUUUAUUUCACUUGUAAAAUGAGGUGAAAAAUAUGAAAAAAGAUAUAAAUGUAUAAAUGAACAUUUCAGAUCUGUUAGACUUUACAAAUUUUGCGUAGGAGCUUCGAAUUUGAACAGAGUUUAAAAAAAAAUGCCAAAAGAACAGUCUUCUUUUUUCACUCUAAUAAAAACAGCAGAGAAACCAAUCGACACGUGAAUCCAGAAUGAUUGACAGUUGCGCAGGUGUUUUAAGCGAAAAACUUUCUCUUACUUUCUGUCAUGAUAGAGAUUGUUUUUUUGUUAAUGUGAAAUAAAGUUGUGCGUGUGUCAGACGUAACUAGCUAACUAUUAAUUAUUAAUUAUUUAUACCACAGAGCAGAUGAAUGCUUGAAUCUGAUUGGUAGGAAGGUGUGUAUUAUUUUCGUAUAUAACAGCACGAGUAGUUCGAGCUGUGACUUGAAUGGGAAGUUUAUAUUAAUGCGCUUGUUCUAAUACGUUGUCGUUUCUAUAGUAACAUCUCAUUCACAGGAACUCGUGACAGGUACGGCGGAUGCUCCACAUAAUCUAAGACUGAAAAUAAAUGGAUUAAAAAAACGUGUUGUUUAACAAAGAAUGAGAUUUGGAUGACGGACGCAGGCUGAGAGAAUACACUAGCUUGCUCUACGGCUUGAAAUUUAUGGAUACAUCAGGAUGAAACGACUCAGGACUUCAAGCAGUAGUGACAGUUCAGACAAUGAGAGUCCCUCAACGUCCUUUUCUACGAAUAAGUAUGGCAGUAAACCCGGAACCCCCGCCUCUGCUCAGAAAAAGCCAGCAGAGGUGUUCAGAAAAGACCUGAUCAGUGCGAUGAAGCUGCCGGACUCUCACCACAUCUCUCCUGAUGAUUAUUACCUGCUGGCUGACACGUGGAGACAGGAGUGGGAGAAAGGAGUACAGGUCCUGGCUAGCCCUGAUACCAUUCCCCAUCCCUCUGUCAGGGUCAUGGCAGAGAGGCCGAAGGAGAUUCUGUUCUCCAGGCCGAGGAAGUACAUCCAGUGCUGGAGUCAGGACUGCACGGAGACGGGCUACGUGAACAUUAAGGAGCUGGCUGAGGCCAUGUGCAGGUACGACCUGGACGACACUGACCUGUACUGGCUACGACACCUCAACAUGGAGCUGCUGCACAUGGGGGAAGGGACGUUGGACGAGUUGACCAUGGAGCGAACGAUGGAGGCUCUUGAAAGAAAGUGCCAUGACAACAUGAACCACGCCAUCGAGACGGAGGAAGGGCUGGGCAUCGAGUACGACGAGGACGUCAUCUGUGACGUGUGUCGCUCCCCCGACAGCGAGGAGGGCAACGACAUGGUCUUCUGCGACAAGUGCAACAUAUGUGUUCAUCAGGCUUGUUAUGGCAUUGUGAAAGUUCCAGAUGGAAACUGGCUGUGCAGGACGUGUGUACUCGGCAUCAACCCGCAGUGUAUACUGUGUCCCAAAAAAGGAGGCGCGAUGAAGGCCACGCGAGCGGGAACGAAGUGGGCACACGUCAGCUGUGCUCUCUGGAUACCUGAGGUGAGCAUUGCAUGUCCAGAAAGGAUGGAACCCAUCACUAAACUGUCUCACAUUCCACCCAGCCGCUGGUCUCUCAUCUGUAGCCUGUGCAAGAUCAAAACCGGAGCCUGCAUACAGUGUUCGGUGAAGAACUGCACCAUCCCUUUCCACGUCACCUGCGCCUUCGAGCACAACCUGGAGAUGAAGACCAUCCUGGACGAAGGCGACGAGGUCAAGUUUAAAUCCUACUGCCUGAAGCACAGCAAGCCCAAAGCGGGCGAGCCCGGGCUGAGCCCCGCGCGACACAAACCCCCUACGGAGACGGAGAAGGUGGGCCUGAGAGCGCAGAAGCUCCAAGAGCUCGAGGAGGAGUUCUACAAGCUGGUGCAGCCGGACGAGGUGGCGCAGGAGCUGGGGCUGCCUCUCCACCUGCUCGACUUUAUCUACCAGUACUGGAAGCUGAAGAGGAAGGGCAGUUUUAACAAAGCCCUUCUGCCGCCUAAAGAGGAGGAGGAGAACCUGCUGAGGCAGCCGCAGGAGGACAGCAUACACACACGCAUGCGCAUGUUCAUGCACCUCCGCCAAGACCUGGAGAGGGUGAGGAAUCUGUGCUACAUGGUGAGUCGGAGAGAGAAGCUAAAACUGUCUCAGAGUAAAGUCCAGGAGCAGAUCUUCAACCUUCAUGUCAAACUCAUGAACCAAGAACAAGCUGCAGAACUGCCGGUGUCGUCAAACGUGGAGAACCUGAUUUUCCCGCCUCCUCCCAGGAUAACCAUCAAACUCAAAAUCAAAAGCAAAACCAGCACCAAGUCGGGAAACGGGCCGCUGAGCCCGGAUAACAGCAGUAACGUGUAUGACGUGAGCGGGACCGGGAUAGGGCAGGGCAAACCUCAGCUCCAGCACAGCCGAGCGCCGAGGGAGGAGCGAACCAACGGCAUCGUCCCCAUCACCAAGCCGACGGGGAAGCCUCUGGCGCUACACGCCGCCCUGCACGGCCACUCGGCCAAGCCCGAGCAGGACAGACCACACCAGCAUUCACUGAAAUCCAACGGCAUCAUGGAGAAGCCUGUGGUUCAGAGAAACCCGACUCCACCCGAGCAGGGAACGUGCGAGAAACACUCUGGGAAAGGUCAGCCGGGCGCGUUUCAUAAAUCCACAAUGGAGCACUUCAGCAGAACCCUGAAAGAAGCCACCGUCAGCCUGGUACGGACUACUGCGGAUCUCUGGAGCGCCAACAAGAACGGCCAUAAAAACAAAGAGCGGACAAACUGCGGGAAAGCACCGAGCGCCGCCGAGCGAGCACCAAAGAGUGGAGGAUACCAGGAGAGCGACGGGUACUGCCCCGACCUCGAGCUGAGCGAUUCUGAACCUGAAGCCAAAGGCAAGCGACAGAGAGGGGGCAGAGGGUUGAGCGAGAGGAGCCCGGCUGGUGGUUAUGGGCGUGGUGGAACUCGGGGGAAUGUUUCUUUAGGUUCCAGGACUUCUGUGCAAAGGUGACGAGCUCGCAAAAAAAAAAAAAAAAAUCUCCAACCAACUGCUGUAGGUCUGCUAACGUAAAGCGCUGUCGCGUACCGCAGGAGGAACGGUCUCCGGUUGCGCCGGCCGACGGGUCGAAAAAGUGGCGUAGCGGAUUUUAGAAAGUGGUCUUUCCAUUGUAUUGGAGCUGCCUUAUAAACUAUAGACACGGGAGACCACAGUGUCUGAUUUUCAGACCGUCUAGCAGUGUUUGUGUAUAUACUGGUUAAAGAAGCGAUUUUUAGGUUGUGUAUAUAUUAGCUCGUAUGUCAGGAGUGUUGAUUCCAACAUCCUCCAAACAUUCUUAUAGUUAUGCAAAUAAAUAAAGGCAUAAGAACGACACUGUUCGAGUCUGACAACAUGGAUUUGUGUCUCUCUGAUGUUCAUGUUAGCAUUAGCAUGCUUGGCUGAUCCUCGUUCCUUAGCGUUCCUGUCGUUCUAAAAUCCCGGUGUCUUGUGAGUAGCCGAAACUCGUUUUCUGUCAGUGUUUUUGUACGUGUUGGAUGAGAGUCGAUUUAAUUUUUUAAUAAUGCUAUAUUUUUUACUCCACAAUCUUUGUAUCAUGUGUUCAUGAUAUGAAUCUGCCAAUGAAAUUAAAACGUGUUAAAGCUAGGACACUAUGUGGCCAUUAGGGUGCAGUGUGGGACGAGAUUUCAGCAUUUUUUAUUUUUUUGCUUCAAUCACCUUUACGGUUUCGAUCGUGAGCUCGCCUUCCCAAAGCAUCGCAAAGUUUAACCUGGUGGAGAGAGAGAGUGUUCACUGUGAUGCUCGCUCGACCAUUUUACGAUACUUUUAGAAAACAAGUUCAUAAGAACUAAAUUAGAUACCGGACCAAAUCAGCGUUUGUUGUAUGAAAGCUGAAAAGAGAUUACGUGUCCACUUGCACAUUUUGUGUCUUUUCACGUCCUCGCUCUGUAUUACUGAUGUGUCGUUCGUGAAAGAGUCGACUCUGAGUCGGUUCUUUUUAGCCAAGCGUUGAGAGCUGACUCGCAAAUGUGACCGAGUGUUUCCUUCCUCUUUUUUUUUUCUUUUCUAGAUGUAGGCAACAUUUUUGCUCUUCCAGUGUAAAUUUAUCAAAAUGCUUCCAUGAAAUCCUCUUUUCAACGUCUGAGCUGUUGGUUAGUGAGAAUUAAUUCAUCUUUAGCAACCGCUUUAUCCUGCUCGGGGUUUCAGUAAUUAUUAAAUCAAAUAAAACUUUCAUUCCUUUGCGUCCCUUAUGUCAUGAUUUAUUCGAAAAAAAUAAAUUCAAAGUAUUGCAAACUUUGUAAAAAUGGCAAGGAGUCAUUUGUGAGCAAAAAGAGUCGACUCUUAUUGGUAAGCUGUGCCAAAUGAUUCACUGACUCACUGAAAAGAACUGGAAUUCCCAUCCCAUGACUUGGCAUCAUUUAUUUAAAAAAAAAAGUUUGCAAUAUUGCAAAGUUUGUCCAGUUUGAAAAAAAUAUGGUAAUGAGUCAUUUGGGAGGCAAAAGAGUGUUCAUAUUGGUGAGCUGAGCCAAAUUGAUUCAUGGGCUCACUAAAAAGACCUGGAAUUCCCAUCCCAAGACCAAAAAACAAGAAAAGAAAAACCCUUUCAAAAUAUCACAGAACUUUGUUGAUUUUAGGAAAAAAAAAGGCAGUCAUUUGCAAAGAGUCGAGUCUUAUUGGUAAGCUGAGCCAAAUGAUUCAGUGACUCACUAAAAAGAACUGGAGUUCUUAUCCCAAAAUUGUCCCUUAUUUCAUCAUUUGAUCAAAAAGUGUUCAAAUUAUUGCAGAACUUUGCCCAGUAAAAAAAAAAAGCCAAUGAGUCAUUUGUAAGCUGAAAGAAUCAAGACUCAAAUGAUUCAAUGACUCACUAAAAAGAACUUGAAUUCCCAUCACACAACUUGCAUCCCAUAUGCCAUAAUUUCUUUCUUUCUUUCCUUUUUUUUUUUUUUUUUUUUUUUUUUAUAAAAUGUUCAAAAUUUCUCAUAUGUCCAGUUAAAAUGAGUCAUUUGUGAACCAGAAGAGUCGACUCUUAAUGGUGAGCUGAGCCAAAUGAUUCAAUGACUCACUAAAAAGAACCUGACUUCCCAUCUCUCCUCUCUGCUCGUCGUCAUUGGGCGACUGUCACUUUGACUCUGGCUUCGUUUUAGUGAAGCCCUCGUCUGAUUGGAUAAACGUGACACGGCACCCCACCCGUGCUCGUUUGCAUAAAGUUCAGAUUUGUUUCGCCAUCAUGCAAACAUCACGCACUGCACGAAUGCGGCAGAUCUCUCCAUUGCAAUGACCAGCAUGUGGCACGUGAAGUUGCGAGUGGACACGUACCAUUAAACCGCCCAACCCUGAAAUGCUUCAUAACACAUUGCUUUUAAUAAAUUUGCAUAAUUCAUUCAUAAAGAGGAGGAAGACUGCCAUGAGCUAGGAGACUAGCAUGUCCUGUCUGUUGUGUAUGUACUAGACUAAUAGUCUUGCAGUAAUGUUAUACAUACACACACGAUCAUAAUAAGCCAAUCUUAAGUGCUUUUUUUUUUUAACAUGUCUCCAUGUGUCAAGAUUCAUGACCGAAACAGGGGCUUCUUUUAUUUUUCCUCAUAAAUCACAGGAGAAAUCAUUUACACGUCUGGUUUCACGCCGCUCUGUGUGACAUGAACCUCAGUGUUGCUUCUCUGUAGCUUGUAAAGAGGGCUUAAUGAUUUUUCUUUAUGUUCUUCCAGGAAAUCCCCCAAACAGCAUUGUGUACUGUGUGCUACUGCAGGCAAUAGAGAACACUGUAACAGUGUGCAUGAACUAUGCGUCACGUUUGGAUACGAGUACUGUCUUUUUUUCAUUAUUUCUUACCUGAUGCUAUAUAUUGAAAUGGACCUGUUUUUUUUUUAAAGACAGAGCCUCUUGCAAUAAACUUUGAAUGCUGAUUUGUCAGGA
This is a messenger RNA of Pangasianodon hypophthalmus (striped catfish), 8409 nucleotides long. It is a transcript of the gene jade3, whose product is annotated as jade family PHD finger 3. The record is from RefSeq and is a predicted model, not a curated record. Gene Ontology annotation, biological process: regulation of transcription by RNA polymerase II. NCBI's taxonomy places the organism in Eukaryota, Metazoa, Chordata, Actinopteri, Siluriformes, Pangasiidae. Gene Ontology annotation, cellular component: histone acetyltransferase complex.